Molecule: messenger RNA, 561 nt
Organism: Talaromyces proteolyticus
Lineage: Eukaryota; Fungi; Ascomycota; Eurotiomycetes; Eurotiales; Trichocomaceae
Product: acyl-CoA N-acyltransferase
Exons: 2
Coding region: 1-561 (186 amino acids)
Molecular function (GO): acyltransferase activity, transferring groups other than amino-acyl groups
Source: RefSeq, a predicted model, not a curated record
AUGGGCUGUGCUGUCGACCCAUUCGUGCGUUCAGCCAGACUCGGCGAUGAGACGGCCAUCGGCAUGAUCCAUGUGCGUCGUAGCAGGAAACAUACCAGGACUGCAUGCCUCGGGGCUUUCUCGACGGGUUGGAUGGGAAGAAACCCCCGAAGGGGCGUCGUUGUGGUGGUCGAUGAGUCGUCACGGCAUCAAGAUGGAGGAGAGGGUAUCGUUGGUUUCGCCAUGUUUGGCCCGUCCCGCGACGCCGACGCGGAGGAUGACCAGCGACAUAUCGGCGAGGUUGACGCAGUAUACCUACGCCGUGAAUGGACUAGCAAGGGGUUGGGACGGCUCCUGAUGAACGCGGUAGUUACAGGGCUCGCACAGUUCGGGUACGAAGAGGCAACACUGUGGGUUCUGGACACGAACGCACGCGCAAGGCGGUUCUACGAGGGGGUGGGCUGGGCGGCGGAUGGCAGUGUCAAAGAGGACUCGAUCAGGGGUAGAUUUACCAUUUGCGAGUUGCGAUACUGGCGGUCGCUCGUGGAGACAUCGAUUCGGGCUGAAAUCGAUUCUUUGUAA